AAUUUAUCUUAUUCGUCAAUUGUCAGACCAAUCAAUUUUCACAUACUUUUGUAGCCCUGAAUGUCCUCUUUCGAAUGGUGAAAACCGCAGGUCUCUAUCUAGUUCUUAUCAAAAUUUAUUCAAUUUACAGUCAGGUGCAUUCUAUUUUGAAACGGAUAGUAGUAGCUCUCUAAUCGUACUUCACUUGAAAUUGAUUGUGUACUACAUUCUUAUUUUCAUCAUAAAAGCAUUCGAUUUAGUCUUACCGUCUUUAGCUUGAUUGUAUUAUCGAGCCUAUUCGGGUUGAAAAUCAUUUUAUUCAAAAAUUUAACAUAAUUAUUUUAUCUUCAUAUUUAGGAAUUUAAAUCUGUAAAUUUUUCUGACAUUGAUCAUGAUGCAUGGGAACGAUGUAUAGAUGAACCAAUAUUUUAUGAUGAUCUUUGUCUCAAUUAUAAAAAUGAAGAAGAUUCAUUAUCUGUAAAUCAAAAUUUAAAUAAUUUAAUAAUAAUUAUGCCAGUUGAAUCAAUAAAUCAUCAAGAAACUUAUAUAAUAGAUCAAAUAGAACCUAUUUUAUUAAUUAAUGAACAAAAUCAAGAAAAUUCAGAUUCAAAUAAUUUUAUUCAACAUAUUGAUCAAAAUAAAAAACAUGAAAUUAUUGAACAAGAUUAUCUAUUAUUUGAACAACAAUCUGAUAAUUAUCUUGAUCCAAAUGAACUUGUUCAUCGUUUAGAACAAUUAGAUUUAUCAAAUAAACAAGAAAUAAUAACUAAUCUUGAUCUUAAUGAUGAACAAAAUAUAAACUUUAAUAUCGAACAUUUAACAUCUAUAGUCGAUGAAAUUCGUCAAGUAAAUCAUAAAAAAACGAAAAAAAUUCUUUUACAACAACCAUUAAAUAUCGAACAAAAACUUCCUUUAACAAAAUCAACAAAUAAUCUACCAAUACGUUAUCAAAAUCAUUGUAUUGAUAAAGUAUCCGAUUUAGAAAUUGUUAAACAAGGUAAUGGUUUUAAAAUUGGUUAUAGUGAUCGACAAGGUACUGAUCAACGUGUUAUAUUAACAAAAAGAAUUGAAGCUGGACCAGAUAUUAUCGAACGUGAUCCACAUAUUCGUUUACCUCAUAAAGAACGACGAUUAUUAAGUCAAACAUAUAGUUCAGUAUUAUAUACAAAUGGUAAUAAUAUAAUACAAGAAGAUAAAAGUUUUCAACGUUCUACUGGUAAUAUUGAAGUACCAACAAUUGGAACUAAUCCAAAACAUUUUGAUGAGGUUUGUAUUACGAACGUGACAAUCGUACAUAAUAAUUCAUCGUUUUUAAGCUAUGAGUUUUAUAGUAAGCACUUUUAG
Messenger RNA from Rotaria sp. Silwood2, 1323 nucleotides. The record is from the annotation of a GenBank genome assembly. NCBI's taxonomy places the organism in Eukaryota, Metazoa, Rotifera, Eurotatoria, Philodinida, Philodinidae.